AUGUCUCACGCUCCAAUGCUCUGCGACAAUGUCGCCUCUGUCUCAAUUGCCAUUACAGUGCUGGAAUCUUCGCCGACGAUCAUCCUCGACUGUGAAGGCCGUGAUCUUGGCGAGAAAGGUGGGGCCCUUUCCAUCAUCAUCCUCUCCACCACGUCCACCACUGCAUCCACGGCCCUUACAUUCCUCAUCGAUGUCCUCCGUCUAUCCCCAACCCAACUCCAAUCAAUCUACGACCUUCUCUCAUCCCCGCACAUCACCAAAGUGGUCUUCGAUGGCCGUAUGGACUACAGCGCUCUCUACCAUGAAUGUGGCGUCGAGGUGCAUAACGUACUAGAUAUGCAGUUAGCAGACAUAGCUUCGAGGGGUUUGAGGGGCGAGCAGGAGGCAAAGAGAUUGGAGAGGCUUUGGAAGUAUCUGGGGAAGUGGGAGGUCGAGAAGAAGAAGGACAUGUACGAGAAGGUGGUGAAGAUUAAUGGAAUGAAGGAUUGUUUGAGCGAACAUGAAAUCUUUGGGAUGACAAAGGACGAGUCUGUGCGCCACGACCUCUGGACGCGUCGACCUCUCCCGAAGAAUUACGCAUCCUAUGCAGCCACCGACGCUCGAAUGAUUCACGCCCUCUACGACCUGUUCACACAAAAAUCAUUCAUUACCUCUGACCUUUCAGCGCAAAGCAUGCGCUACGUCACCAUAUGCAAAGACCAUCAACCUACUGCAUCCGACGCGUACGCUCAUCACCCUCUCCUUCCUCUGGAUAUCCUCGAGGCUCAGAUUGGAGCAUCUGCGGCGAGUGGGAUGCGGACGUGCGAUAACUGUAGGAGGUCUUUGUCUGAACAGUCGUUCGUGAAUGACUUCGAAGGGGGAGGAACGAGUCCCGGUGGCAAUCAGGGGUCGAUAUGCUGGGAAUCGCUCCGGAACCCGAGGAAGGGGACGAGGAAGAGGUGGGAGAAGUCGAAGGGGAGGGGGAAGAGGCGAGGAUAG
Stereum hirsutum FP-91666 SS1 is the source of this 978-nucleotide messenger RNA. RefSeq lists its product as uncharacterized. The transcript is spliced from 3 exons. Gene Ontology annotation, molecular function: nucleic acid binding; 3'-5' exonuclease activity. The record is from RefSeq and is a predicted model, not a curated record. Bases 1 to 978 code for a protein of 325 amino acids. Lineage: Eukaryota; Fungi; Basidiomycota; Agaricomycetes; Russulales; Stereaceae. Gene Ontology annotation, biological process: nucleobase-containing compound metabolic process.